UGCGCGCACCGCCGUUUAAGAAGCCAGAGGACACAGCUUGCCAGUCCUCAUCCGGCUCACACAGCCACGCGCGCGCAUCACCGUGAGAUCGUUUCUUCCCCGUGCCAGCUAUACCUUCGAGGCUUCCAAGUCUCAUCUCUUUCUCCAAAGUCGGCUCAAUACCCUCUCAAAUAUUUCCAAGAACCCUUCCACAGCACCACCCCCGCGGCCACACCCCCCCACCCCGCCCAAAAGAAAGAAAAAAAAAUUCUUAUUCCUCUCGUUCGUUCCCUUGGCAGGCGCCCAUUUGAGCCCAUAUCUACGUCAUGGACGAUUUGACCUCCAAGAAAUGUGUGCCGUGUAAUUCAAAGGAUAUUCAACCAAUGUCUGAACAGGCAGCUAAUGAACUACUUCAACAGGUACAAGGUUGGAAUUUGGUGAAUGAAGAUGGUGUUGUGAGGUUGCGUCGAUCAUGGAAAAUGAAGAGUUUCACAAAAGGAGUGGAGUUUUUUCAACUUGUGGCAGAUGUUGCUGAGGCAGAGGGGCAUCAUCCUGACCUUCAUUUGGUUGGCUGGAACAAUGUCAAAAUUGAUACAUGGACUCAUUCCAUUGGAGGAUUGACUGAAAAUGACUUUAUACUUGCUGCCAAGAUCAAUUCUCUCCAUGUGGAACAUCUUCUAAGAAGGAAAGCUGCUGUUUAGGAAUAUACAUAUGGAAUUCGUGCGGUGAGUCCGUGACUCGAUAUUGCAGUAUUAACUGUGCUCUGCUUCUGGUGGGUUGUUGGUUGCAUUUAGCAUAGCUAUAUGGGUGAUGAGAUCAUUGCAUAAGCCAGAUUUUGUCAUACGUUUCUUGCUUCUGUUCUAGGCGAUAGCCAUGUUAUGGAUGAUUACAUGAGCCUGUAGCUUUAAGUCAGGAAAUUCUACAAUAGUUAACAGAUUUGUGAAUAUGAUGUAAAUGUUUCAC
Molecule: messenger RNA, 942 nt
Organism: Elaeis guineensis (African oil palm)
Lineage: Eukaryota; Viridiplantae; Streptophyta; Magnoliopsida; Arecales; Arecaceae
Product: pterin-4-alpha-carbinolamine dehydratase 2, mitochondrial
Biological process (GO): tetrahydrobiopterin biosynthetic process
Cellular component (GO): mitochondrion
Molecular function (GO): 4-alpha-hydroxytetrahydrobiopterin dehydratase activity
Source: RefSeq, a predicted model, not a curated record